Molecule: messenger RNA, 2092 nt
Organism: Phyllostomus discolor (pale spear-nosed bat)
Lineage: Eukaryota; Metazoa; Chordata; Mammalia; Chiroptera; Phyllostomidae
Gene: SRSF3
Product: serine and arginine rich splicing factor 3
Exons: 6
Coding region: 154-648 (164 amino acids)
Biological process (GO): mRNA splicing, via spliceosome
Cellular component (GO): nuclear speck
Molecular function (GO): RNA binding
Source: RefSeq, a predicted model, not a curated record
CGUAUAAAUUAGGGCAAGGAGAAGGCGGUGGUCCGCCAUUUCGUGGACGCCGGGCAGGGUACUGUGUCAGUGGGAGCCGGGCGGAGGAGAGCGGAGGAACAGUAGGAAGGUGUGUGGAUUUAAGUCGCCGCGUCCCUAAUUCAAGAUCUCGAAAUGCAUCGUGAUUCCUGUCCAUUGGAUUGUAAGGUUUAUGUAGGUAAUCUGGGAAACAACGGUAACAAGACUGAAUUGGAACGAGCUUUUGGCUAUUAUGGACCACUCCGAAGUGUGUGGGUUGCUAGAAACCCCCCCGGCUUUGCUUUUGUUGAGUUUGAAGAUCCCCGAGAUGCAGCUGAUGCUGUCCGAGAGCUAGAUGGGAGAACACUAUGUGGCUGCCGAGUAAGAGUGGAAUUGUCGAAUGGUGAAAAGAGAAGUCGAAAUCGUGGCCCACCUCCCUCUUGGGGUCGUCGUCCUAGAGAUGAUUAUCGGAGAAGAAGCCCUCCACCUCGUCGCAGAUCUCCAAGACGGAGAAGCUUCUCCCGCAGCCGGAGCAGGUCCCUUUCUAGAGAUAGGAGAAGAGAGAGGUCACUGUCUCGGGAGAGAAAUCACAAGCCGUCCCGGUCUUUCUCUAGGUCUCGUAGCCGAUCUAGGUCAAAUGAAAGGAAAUAGAAGACCAGUUUUCAAGAGGAGUGGUGUACAGGAAAUAACUUCAUUUGACAGGAGUAUGUACAGAAAAUUCAAGUUUUGUUUGAGACUUCAUAAGCUUGGUGCAUUUUUAAGAUGUUUUAGCUGUUCACCUUUGUCUUGGAACAGUCACAUAAAGAUGUAAUUCUCUAUGGUUUGAAAUGGAUCAUAUGAGGCAUGUAAUACCAAGAAUUGUUACUUUACAAUGUUCCCUUAAGCAAAAUUGGUUUUGCUUUGAACUUUAGUCUUGCAUAAACUGAUAAUAAAUCUCUUUAUAACUCUUCCCAGCUAAAGUGUGAUGUAUACUAUUAUGGAACUAAACUGGCAAAAAUUGAACUUAAGAUUUUCCAUAGCUGGGAUAUAACAUGCAGCAGUAGUAGAACAAGCAGCCUUCAGAAGCUGCCAUGAACACAAGCCAGCAGGAAAAGUUAAAGCUGCACCCUUAAAUUAGAUUAGAGGUAAAAAAAAAAAAAUGCGACUAGUCUUUACACUGGGCAGAGGUUGUCCAGUUAGUGUAGAACCUAAGAAGUUUCAAGAAAGUUAGUUUACCUUUCUUUGCUUUAGGUCAUAAAUUUCUUACGUGAUUGCUGUAUAUGAAUACAUAGCUCUUUGUAACAUUAUUCAUUUGGAAAUUUGAAUUUGAGACUUCAAGAUACCAGUGUCCUGCCAGUUUAAGGGUACAUUGUAGAGCUGAACCUUGAGUUACUGUGCAAAAGUUUUUUUCAUGCUGUCAUUUGUAAUAUGUUUUGUGAGAAUCCUUGGGAUUAAAGUUUUGGUUACAAAUUGUUGUUUAACAUGAAAGCCUGUUUUUCCUUGCAAAACUAAAAUCUGUGAGCUUGGUAUCAAGUUCAGGUGUAACAUUCCUAUUGGAAGCCAUACUUAUAUUUUCUUGUAAAGUGCUUUUGAAUUAAUAAAAUAAUAGCGUAACUGUGUAAUAGUCAAACCCACUAUUACCAUAGUUUGUGUCCCAUGGAAAGUAGUUGAUUACACAAAUCUUAUAAAAAAUCGAGCCCUUUAAAGUGAAGGAAAUUUUUAGUUUUCACCCAAGUGAUGGAUAGUUCUUACCACUUCGGGGAUUUUUUGUUUGUUUUUUUAGUGGAAGCCAGUUCAAAGUUCAUGAUACUCAGUGACUAAUAUUUUCAAAUUUAGCAACCUAGUACAUUAUAACCCAAAGUUGCCCUUUAGAAAGGCUUUUAGCAUUAGCAUGAGAACUUCCCACAAAGCUUUAAAAAUUUGCUUCCAUUUUAUAUAAUUUGAGGUGUUGCAUGGGAAUUCUAAAUUGAUCCAUUAUGAUGUAAAACUCACUAUAUGGUUCAAAUGUAACAGUGCAGACUUGAAUAUGGAGGCAUGCAUAACCUUCCUCUUAGAAAUCCAGAGGAGCUGUAAUUUCAAAAUUUGUGCAAUUAGAUUAAAUCAUAAUACAACAGUC